Copidosoma floridanum is the source of this 1058-nucleotide messenger RNA. RefSeq lists its product as uncharacterized. NCBI's taxonomy places the organism in Eukaryota, Metazoa, Arthropoda, Insecta, Hymenoptera, Encyrtidae. The record is from RefSeq and is a predicted model, not a curated record.
UCCUAAAUAUAUAUUUUUUUUAUUUAUUGCUGAUUUAUACGUUGAUUGGUUGCUGAUGUUGGCUCAGUGUAAGAUUACCAAUUGUGUUUUUGCUGACAUCUGUGGUUUAUUGCUGAUGAUGUAGUUUUUGUAUUGUUAUCGGUGCAGUGCAUGUGCCGGUGGAUUUAAGAGCAAGUGUGAGCGAUAUUCGUUUACGCAAUUUGUGAUUUGAGAAGUGGAGAAUUUUUCAGCUGCAGAUGAGGCAGAAAAUUACAAGGAGUGCUUGGAACAAAGAUGAAGGUGUGCAACAGACCUGUCCAACAGGUGCAGAACCGGUGAUAAUGAAGCGGAGGAUACGUGCGAAGCUUCACAGAGGAACCAGCAGUAAACGGUGGAGAGGGAGGAACACAGUGUACUCUUACGUGCAGAGCCACGCUGAUAAUCAAAGGAACACGGGAUCUCGAGCCAUGGAUGCCUCAUCCAAGUCACUGUUGUUGUCGACGCUCCUGCUACUUCUAUUGCAACAAGCAGUGGAGGCGCUGAGGGUCGAAGUAAAGGUUCCACCGUACCUCAAGAAAGGCGAGUCUGCCAGGCUGGAGUGCAGGUACGAGCUGGGCUCUGAUAAGCUGUACUCCGUGUCCUGGUACAAGGACAACGUGCACAUCUACAAGUUCUUGAAAAAACAACACGAAAAGCUGGUUUUCAAUGUGAAUGGUGUCACAAUCGACCCGCACAAAUCAAGCGACCAGUUGUUGCAGCUUCAGAGCGUGAUCAUCGACGCGACCGGCUACUACAUGUGCGAAGUGAACACCGACAGUCCUGUGUUUAAGGUCGUAAAGGCCAUGGCUUACAUGGAGGUCAUAGAACCACCCCGAGAGGGUCCAAAGAUUACCGGUGAAGAGGAAAUAUAUGCCAGUGGUGAUAUUAUGGCGCUGAACUGCACCAGCGCCUUCUCGUAUCCAACGGCUCGGUUGCAGUGGUUCAUCAACGAAAUCGAGGUAGGUAGAGAUGAUCAGGACGGCACUUCAGCUUCACGACCGCCUGUUUUGUCUGAAGCUAUACCACACAUUACACUCUGA